AAAGUAUGUCUACUCCUUCGCUCCAUUACAUGUGAAGAAUCCAUCAAGGUCUUCUAUUCUUUCGAUUCAUUCACUUGGAUUCGAUACUGCUACGUUCUAGAAGCUCCACGUCACAGGGACCACUGUCAUCCUUCUUCUCUCCGAGAUGUUCUCUUCGAUCUUGGCCCUCGUGGCCGCUGCCAGCGUUGCUACAGCCGAAUAUGUUCGCUGCGGAACAGCACAACCCAACUCUACGCACGUGGCUGAGAUGAACGAUGCCUUCUUCGCUGCAGACCUUCAACGCGUUGUUGCCCAGGCCGUGUCUGUCAACACUUACGUCCACAUUGUCACGACAUCGGCGAAAUCUGGACAAUACACAAAAGCCCAAGCACAGCAACAGAUGAGCGUCAUGAACGAAGCAUAUGCUCCUCUCGGCAUCUCCUUCAACACUCAAGCAAUCGACAUCACCGUCAACAAUGCCUGGGCCGCCGCCUCCCAAGGCAGUUCCGCCGAACGCCAAAUGAAGCAAACCCUCCGUCAAGGCUCCUACAGCGACCUUAACCUCUACUUCCUCUCCGACCUCGGUGGAGGUCUCUUGGGAUUCUGCUACUUCCCUCUCGCAAGCCCAACCUCUUCGGACAAGAUUCUCGACGGAUGCAUUAACCUUGCUGGAAGUCUGCCAGGCGGUGAUGCCACCAACUACGACGAGGGUUACACUGCUGUGCACGAGACUGGUCACUGGUUCGGCCUCUACCACGUCUUCCAAGGUUCCGCCUGCACUGGCUCCGGCGACCAGGUCUCCGACACUCCUAUCCAGAAGACCGCCACAAGCGGCUGCCCUGCUUCGCAAGAUUCUUGCCCCAACGCCGCCGGCGCAGACAGCAUCCACAACUUCAUGGACUACAGCUACGACCGCUGCAUGUACGAGUUCACUUCUGGACAGAGCCAGCGUGCGAAUGCUAUUUACUCGCAGUACCGUGCUGGAAAAUGAAUUUUCACGGCUUCAUAGCUAGAGCGGUUUGAAACCAAAAUCGACAGAUAGCGAAGG
Cercospora beticola is the source of this 1027-nucleotide messenger RNA. Its product is annotated as zinc metalloprotease. The record is from RefSeq and is a predicted model, not a curated record. Gene Ontology annotation, molecular function: metallopeptidase activity. Lineage: Eukaryota; Fungi; Ascomycota; Dothideomycetes; Mycosphaerellales; Mycosphaerellaceae.